AACGAUGAGGAGGCGCCGUCCGAUGUGGCGAGCCUCUGGACAGCACCACUAGUCAUGAGGAAAACAGACAAUCGGGUCAAACGAUGCCGGUUGUUUGGCUCUUCAUCUCUGCCUAGUGGUGUAGGAAGAACCACCCAGAAAAGGAUGGAGAGGUCACAGGAAGAGAAUUCUCCAGGGAAAAGCAAGAAGAGGAAAAGCCUGCCUGGAACACCUUCUGAGGACUCAACGAGUCUGAAAAUGGUAAAGACCCAGUCCUCCACAGCAGAGAUCGAAAGCAUUUUGGACAGUGACCAGAGUGACCUUAUUGGUGACUUCUCAAAGGGCUAUUUAUUCCACACUGUUGAUGGGAAACAUCAAGAUUUAAAAUACAUCGACUCAGAAAUGAUUGUGUCUGUGCUGACUGGGAAGUUUGCAAGCUUCAUCAAGGAAUGUGUGAUAAUUGAUUGUAGAUACCCCUAUGAGUAUGAAGGAGGACACAUCAAGGGUGCUGUAAACCUACAUAUGGAAGAGGAUGUGGAAGACUACUUGCUUAAGAAGCCAAUCCAGCCAUCGGAGAACAAACGAGUGAUAAUUGUGUUCCACUGCGAGUUUUCUUCAGAGCGGGGUCCUCGAAUGUGCCGGUUUGUGAGAGAGCGGGACAGGCUGGGGAACGAAUACCCCAACCUCCAUUACCCAGAGCUCUAUGUCCUGAAGGGAGGUUACAGAGACUUCUUCUUAAGAUGCCGUAGUUUCUGUGAGCCCCAGAGCUACCGCCCCAUGCACCACGAAGACUUUAAAGAAGAUUUGAAAAGAUUCCGCACCAAAAGCCGAACCUGGGCUGGUGAGAAGAGCAAAAGGGAACUGUACAGUCGCCUGAAGAAGCUCUGA
Messenger RNA from Antrostomus carolinensis (chuck-will's-widow), 867 nucleotides. It is a transcript of the gene CDC25A, whose product is annotated as cell division cycle 25A. The record is from RefSeq and is a predicted model, not a curated record. NCBI's taxonomy places the organism in Eukaryota, Metazoa, Chordata, Aves, Caprimulgiformes, Caprimulgidae. The transcript has 8 exons. The annotation marks the transcript as partial. Gene Ontology annotation, cellular component: nucleus; cytoplasm. Gene Ontology annotation, biological process: positive regulation of G2/MI transition of meiotic cell cycle; G2/M transition of mitotic cell cycle; positive regulation of G2/M transition of mitotic cell cycle. Gene Ontology annotation, molecular function: protein tyrosine phosphatase activity.